Salpingoeca rosetta is the source of this 1197-nucleotide messenger RNA. RefSeq lists its product as uncharacterized. Gene Ontology annotation, biological process: DNA integration. NCBI's taxonomy places the organism in Eukaryota, Choanoflagellata, Craspedida, Salpingoecidae. The record is from RefSeq and is a predicted model, not a curated record. Gene Ontology annotation, molecular function: nucleic acid binding. Bases 1 to 1197 code for a protein of 398 amino acids. The transcript has 2 exons.
AUGCAGAUUGUGCUACAGGAGUGCCUCUACGUGCCCGAGGGCCAGGCCAACCUCAUCGCCCUCGGUCGUCUGACCAGGGACAGCAGCGGCAGGCCAACGGGCCACUCGCAGCGUGAUGGCGCUGAUGGGCACUACGUGCGCUUCAGCCACGGAGCCGAGGUCAAGCUGAAGGAGCGCAGCAGCCUCCGGUGCUGGCCCAUUGUUGCUGUUGGUCCAUCCACGGCACACGGUCUCACCGCCGAUGCCUGCAAGCAACCACAGCAACCCGCAGCAGCUCCUGCAGCCCAGAGCAAAGCACACACACCAUCGAUGCAUGAGGUGCUUGGCCACCGCAACGACAACGACGUGCAGCAGUACUGCAAGCUGAUGGGCAUCGACGAUCGCAACGCCAUCAGCAGCAAGCAGUGUACAACGUGCGCAGUGACCAAGAGCACUCGUCACAGCGUCAGCAAGCACGCGGAGGGCACACAGGUGCCCGGCGAGCGCAUCCACGCCGACAUCGUCGACUGGACCGCGGACUCACCCACGGGCAAGCGCUACAGCCUCGUCAUCGUCGAUGAGGGCAGUAAGCUCUUACAUGCAGUCCACCUCAACGCCAAGAAGGACGCAGUUGCCGCGUUCCAGUCUUUCCUGCGCGAGACCAAGCUCCCCAUCUCGCCCACAACAACAGCACUCCAGACGGAUUCCGAUGCCAUCUUCCUCGGAGCUGACUUCCAGGCCAUCGUCAAGAAGCACCUGAAGCAGCACCAGCAGUCCCCGCCGUACACCCAGGCGCAGAACGGCAUCGUCGAGCGACAGGUGCGCACCCUCUCCGACAUGGUGCGAGCCAUGAUCACGGGUGCAGGCCUCGACGCAUCGUACUGGAGCCUCGCCUGCAACCACGCCCUGCACAUCCUCAACAACAUGCCUCGCCCUUCCCUCCACGGCAAGACACCGCUGCAAAUUGUCACGGGCUCGCUGCCCAAGCACGUGCCGCAGCUGCACAUCUUCGGGCAGCCGGCCGUCGUCCACAUCAGCACACAGCGCGGACGCCUGCAGCCCAAGGGUCGUCGAGGCAUCUACGUCGGCCACAACAGCAGCAGCAACAGCCACCUCGUCUACUUUGCAGACACAAACACUGUUGUGUCCUCCAUCCACGUCCGCUUCCUUUCCUUCUCCAAGGCCGAUACGGGAACAAGGAUGAAUGAACACAAGUGA